AUGAAGGCCCUCGUCCACAUCCUCGUCUUCUUCUUCGCGGCCCUCGCGGCUUGCACGUCGUCCACCACCGGCAACAUCACGGCUCUCCUCGACAGCCUCCCCAAGUGCUCCAUCAACUGCAUCGUCGACGGCGUUGCCCAAGACGGCUGCACGCUGACAGAUCUCUCCUGCGGAUGCUCCAAGAUCAAUGAGCUCACGAAAAUCGUGUCGCCGUGCCUCGCCAAGGCAAACUGCUCGCUCGAAGACAUGACUCAAGCAGCGUCGACCGUCGUCCAGUUCUGCGAAUCUGCCGGGUUUCUCGUCAACAACACGUCGAAUGAUCCGGCUUCCACCACAGGCGCAGCGCCGGCAGCAACCACCACGUCAGGCGCCGGCCGAUUUUCGGACGAAAUCGGGUUGGCGUACGCUGCCAUUGGCGUCUUGUUGACGAUGAUGGUCUUGUAA
Molecule: messenger RNA, 444 nt
Organism: Trichoderma aggressivum f. europaeum
Lineage: Eukaryota; Fungi; Ascomycota; Sordariomycetes; Hypocreales; Hypocreaceae
Exons: 2
Coding region: 1-444 (147 amino acids)
Source: RefSeq, a predicted model, not a curated record